Messenger RNA from Scomber scombrus (Atlantic mackerel), 3937 nucleotides. RefSeq names its product SUZ domain-containing protein 1-like. Lineage: Eukaryota; Metazoa; Chordata; Actinopteri; Scombriformes; Scombridae. The transcript is spliced from 4 exons. The coding region runs from base 200 to 682 and encodes 160 amino acids. The record is from RefSeq and is a predicted model, not a curated record.
GCGGUUUAAGCUAGCAGGCUAACACGCGGCCAAGGAACGCUUUGCUAAUCUGUUCACUCUUUAUUCGCCUGAAAAGAAAACAAUAUCUCCCGACAGGCCUGUGUGAACGCUGCCCACCGCCCCAUGCCUCUGUGUGCGGGGACGGGACACAGUUAGCCGGGGGAGCCGAAGAGGAAAGCAGCUAGCGGUGCUGUCCAACAUGGAGGAUGAAGAGGUUGCAGAGAGCUGGGAAGAGGCGGCGGACAGCGGGGAAAUAGAGAGAAGAUUUGAGGCUAAGCUGAAAAUAAAUCAAGAGGCCAAGAAAUCCAGCUUGAGUUCAGGUGGUUCACCUGUGCGAACGGCUAUUGUAAUCCAGGACGACUCUCUUCCUGCAGCACCACCACCACAGAUCAGAAUUUUAAAGCGUCCUACGAAUAACGGUACCGCAGGAAACCCUGCAUCCUCAUCCCGUCCUUCUCAGCAGAUGAAGUCUUUGGCGCAGCGGGAGGCAGAGUAUGCAGAGGCCCGAAAAAGGAUUUUGGGUAGUGCUUCUUCAGAUGAUACGCCUCAGGACAAUCCAUGCCAGGACAGGCCAGUUCGUGUGAGUGUGCAACAAACAUCAGAACCAGUACGUCCAAACAAUCAUGUGAUCCGCCAGCCGACCGGCCCAGACGGCACCUCAGGCUUCCGACUCUGCAGAUAAACAGGGGCUGCUGCUGCAAGGAAUAGGCUCCUCAGAGGGCAUGAGGGGUGGCAGUUACUGGGGUUGUGUGUGGUGUGAAGAGCAGAGUGGUGGGACAAUACUAAAUUUGACAGACAUUAGAAAUAUGAAGACGCACCGUCAGACGAAUUACUCCACCCUCUCUCUACUCUGCUUACUGGCAUGAUCUUUGACUUUCGCCUUGUCUUCUCCCCCUGUGGAACAACGCAAGGGGCUGGCAGAGAUCAGCCAAAGAUCCAAAACCCCUUCUGUUCCACACUGUGAACAGGCUUUUGCCUCACGUCCCUACACACUGUGAUACUUUGACGUACCAUGAGGUGCCCUAUGAUUCUUACUCUCAUUGGCCGGCCGAGUGCCAGGGCAUCAGGUGUCUGUCCCUUCAGGGAGAGUAAGGAGAGCUUGUGAAUCUGUGGGAUGCCCCCGGAGACAUGCAAACGAGCGAGCUGGCCUUUCCACUAAAGGAAUCGGUGGGAAGUGGAGUCAGUCAUGGCUGUGUGUCCACCGGGAAGCUGGGUUCAGUGGAAAUAAAGUGCUUGACAGUGCCGAGAGUUAACUAUGGGUUCAGCAGCUUGAGUUUAAGGUGAUAGAAAGUCAUGCUGAUACAGUGCUUUCAGUAAAAGUGCAUUGUGCUCAGAAGUGUUUUAAUACUGUAGUUGCAUUGCAAUGGGAGCAGCCCAGACCAGCACUUUCCACAGUCCAGAGGCCUCUGUUUGGCACUGGUGGCUUUAAAAGAAAUGUCCGGUGGGCACACAGCCUGUGGCCAAAGAUUAUGUAUUGAGAGGACAGAGUGUCACUAAAUCUAAGCUUAUUCAAGCAAUAAUAAUGAAAUUACUCCCUGUUUUUGUUUUUUUUACAUAUUGUGUAAUUAUCUGUAUUGUUUUCUUUUUUCUUAAGUUUGUGGGGUUUUGUAGUUUCUGAGACAUGUUUAAGUCAGAAGAUCAGUAGUUUAAAGCGACUAGUUGCUGUAGCCUGCAUAGGAUCCUUAAUUGAUAGUGUCACAUUAAAAUUUUAUGAAAAUAGGAAAGGUCUGACCUAUUCAUGAAUUGAAAAAUCUGAAGUGCAUAGUGAUGCAUUAAUGUCCCUGCUUGUGUUGCCUUGCUUAGCGUAGCUAAGGUUGAACUUCUCUCAUAGCCAACGACAAUGCAUCUGUCCAGCAAAGACUGUGGUUGGUUUUUGCAUCAGUUUUAGUAUAUAUUGACUGAUUGUGAGCUAUUAAAAUGAUGGUUAGUAAAUGAGGAUAACUUAGCCACACGACAAAAGUCUGUCAGUAGAGAUUGUGCUAAAAACCAGAAAAAGUUCAUCUUUUAAUCUGUGUCCUUAAGAAUGAAGCCAAAUUCCACUGUCUGGUCUUUCCAGCAGUGUUUUUCACACAGCAGGAUUUUACACCAUUGUUUGUUUGUUUGCAACCGAUUGAAAAUAAAGGUUUGCAAACCUUGAAAACCAACAAUCUAAUCAAAUGCCGAUGACUUAGCAGCACUGACAGUUACUGACAGGUUCAAAAUUAAUGAUACCUGCAGCAUUUUUUGACACUUGUAUGCCUUAAUGAUAAAUGAUCCCUGUGGUUAUAUAUGUUCACUUUCCAACGCGUAGAGCUCGUUUAUCUAGUGCUGUUUUGUGCGCUCGUGAUAGGUUCAUUAUUGCAUUGAAUCAACUCUACAUAACUGCACCAAGCGAGAGUUUUAGCAAAUAUAAAACCAGACAAAAUAAGGGUGCGGUAAUGUUUUUCUCAGAGACAUGCUCCGUGACUGCUUUCAGCAUAGUUUGUCCAAAUAGUUUCUUGUGUCAGUAAAAUUGAAACGUUAAAUUAUACGACUAGCUUUGAGCAAACGCUCUAUUAAAAACUUACAACUACGGUUUCAUCUGUACCGCCUGUUUUAACCUCACUAACAGCUGAAAAUUAAGACCUUUAGGUUCAGAGGAGUACAUCGUUCACUGAUGAUUUCUGGGAAAUGAAAUUACCCUUUUGUUGCUGUUCAGUUGUAUAUUGCAGUUACUAUAUCUCAGUAUUUUUAUUUUAUGGUAGCAUAUACUGAGUACUUUUACAUGCACAUAAAUAUCCUAGUUUUGAGUCCUAUUCUGGUUUUGAUCUUAUUUGGGAUAUGAUGUUUAAAUGUAUAAAUGAUGACAACAGUAAUCAGGUUUCUGAGCAUCUGUGUGCAGUUGUAUCUUGAUGCCAAAACAAUUUUGUACCAACAGAGAAUGUUCAGAAAUCUGAAGAAUAAAAGAUAUUUACAGUAUACAGGUUUCUCAAAACUGGGAUACGGCCUUAUCCAGGUCUCUGAAACCAGGACAUGAUGUUUACAUGUGCAAACAUAACCUGAAUUCUCAAAAAACAAACAAACCCAUCAUAACCAGCAUACUUGUGCACAUGUAAACACUCACUGUUAAGAGGAGUGGACCAAUAACAUCAUGAAUACAUGCCCAUAAUACACUGUACUCAAGGAUCAGGUGCAAUUACUGAGAUGAAGUUUAUAUGUAAUCAUUUUAAACUGAUAAUUAACAGUAAAUAAACAUCACCACCACCUACGGUAAAUAACCAUCCUGUAGCUGUGUGAUCUACCCAUGAAGCUUUGUUUCAGUCCUUCACGGCCAUCUGUCUAGUUUGAGGCUGACUUGAUGUCAUUGUCAUUUUGAGACUUGAAAACACAGAUGAAAAUUGAUUACCCUUUAAUAAAGACACUUAAAAUGAAGAGAAGUUGAUAUACGUUUGUUUUGUGAAACAGCUCAGUCCUUCAGCAGAAGGUUGAAUGAGUAUGAAACAUAUAUCUGUGAGGAUUCUCAGUCAUCCAGGUCAUGGUUAUUCAAGGAGGGUUGAAUUGAGGGCAACAAGUUCAGUUACCCUUGAGUUCAAUUGCCCUCAAUUCAACCUUCCUUGAAUAUGAGGCAUAUAUUUUCUUAUAGAUCAAAACCUCUGUAUUGGCCACAUGUAUUUUUUCAGUGAUGCAAACUAAAUGUAAAUUCAGUCAAAAUAUCAGUCUAGAUGUCAUCAAUAAAUGCAACACAAUGUUUUAACAAAUGUAUUUGGGACUGGUUCUCAUUCUGCCUUCUUUCUUUACAUGUAAUCUUGGAAGUAUUGUAUCCCAGAAUUCCCUUUGUGACCCAUAUAAAGGUAAUAAAACUUUAAUCUGCAAUGCUGCAAACUCUGCUUGAGGGAAAUAUUCCCCAAUUUAGCACAUUGUAAUAAAUGUAUUGAGGAGGAAAUCUGAAACUGUUUGUUUUUUUAAAGGUUAUGUAAAG